Glarea lozoyensis ATCC 20868 is the source of this 984-nucleotide messenger RNA. Its product is annotated as NAD(P)-binding Rossmann-fold containing protein. The transcript has 3 exons. Bases 1 to 984 code for a protein of 327 amino acids. The record is from RefSeq and is a predicted model, not a curated record. Lineage: Eukaryota; Fungi; Ascomycota; Leotiomycetes; Helotiales; Helotiaceae.
AUGUCUCCCAAAAUAUUCAUGACCGGAGCGUCAGGUUACAUAGGCGGGCAGUUUCUCCACAACAUAUCCUCAAAACAUCCAGAUUACCAAAUCACCGCUCUCGUCCGAACAGAGGCACAGAAAACUGCAAUCUCCAAGCUUCAACCUGCCACUACCUUCGUGAUAGGAGAUUUAGACUCAAACGACAUCAUCGUCGAGGAAAGCAGCAAAGCUGACGUUGUACUUCAACUAGCAGAUGCAGACCACGUGCCCGCCACUCAUUCAAUCAUGGAAGGCAUCGUCCUCGGCGGCAAAAAAGGUGUAUUCAUCCAUCUCUCCGGCGCAGCAAACAUCUUCUCCACGCUCCUCCACCACGGUACCGCAUCCACGAAAACCUGGUCUGAUAUUCAUGACCUCCCCCAAAUCCAAAACUUCGACGAAACACAUAUCCACCACACUACCGAGCAACUGCUCUUCCACGCCCAAGAGACUCAUGGGAUUAAAUCAGCAAUCGUGGCGCCUGCUGGCAUCUUCGGCGUUGGCGAGGGGAUCAAAAAACUAAGUUUCGGAAUCCCACCGCUACUCGAGGCUUUUAAGAAGCGCGGAAAGAUGUUUGCUGUGAAUGAAGGGCUGAAUACCAUGGCUGCGUCACACGUGAAAGAUGUAGCUGAUGUGCUAGUCAUGUUUGUGGAGGAAGCGCUGGAGGCGGAAAGUAAGAAAAUCACGUGGGGAGGAGAUGCGUUUUAUUAUGUUGAGAGUGGAGGGUAUGUUUUUGCGGAUCUUGCGGCUGCGGUAGGGAAAUUGAUGGUUGAGAAGGGGUUGAUUGGGAGUGAAGAGGUAGAACGGAUUUCGCCGGAGGAGGUGUUGGAGAUGCAUUUUGCGGCUGCUCUGAUGUGGGGUUCGAAUAUGGAUGUUAAGGCUGAUAGGCUGAAGGGGUUGGGGUGGGAGCCUAAGCAGAAGGAUGUGUUUGAGUAUCUCGAGGAAAUGCUUCCUCGGGGGGCUUAG